Messenger RNA from Mauremys mutica (yellowpond turtle), 3176 nucleotides. RefSeq names its product XK related 6 (gene XKR6). Gene Ontology annotation, biological process: engulfment of apoptotic cell; phosphatidylserine exposure on apoptotic cell surface; apoptotic process involved in development. The record is from RefSeq and is a predicted model, not a curated record. Lineage: Eukaryota; Metazoa; Chordata; Testudines; Geoemydidae. The coding region runs from base 1 to 1875 and encodes 624 amino acids. The transcript is spliced from 3 exons. Gene Ontology annotation, cellular component: plasma membrane.
AUGGCGGCCAAGUCGGACGGCGGCGGCGGGGGCGCGGGGGUCGGCUUCGCCCAGCUGCACAACCUGGACGAGGCGGCGGCGGCCGCGGCGGGGGGCGGUGGCGACGGGGCGGACGAGCAGGGCGGCAGCAGCUCCCUGCACAUCUGCCACUGCUGCAACACCUCGUCGUGCUACUGGGGCUGCCGGAGCGCCUGCCUGCGGAGCCUGCUGGGGCGCGCCGGGGGCCGGGCCGGGGGCGGCGGCGGCGGGGGCACGGACCCGCUGGCCCCGGGCUCCUCCUCCGAGGGGCCGCCGCACUCCCCGGGGGGGCCCGGCGGGGGCGGGGGCGGCGGCGAGCGGCCGUGGCUGGACUGCCUGUGGAUCGUGCUGGCGCUGCUGGUGCUGCUGGGCGACGUGGGCACGGACCUGUGGCUGGCCCUGCACCACUACGGGCGGCGGGACUACGUGUGGUGCGGCCUGACCCUGGCCUUCGUGCUGCUGCCCUCCGUGCUGGUGCAGAUCCUCAGCUUCCGCUGGUUCGUGCAGGACUACACGGGCGGCGGGCUGGGCGCCGUGCAGGGCCUCAGCAGCCGCGGGCCGCCCAUGAUGGGCGCCGUCGGGCGCCGGCCGGGGGCCGCCGGCACCGCCACCCCGGGGGCCCAGCGCCUGUGCCGGCUCUCCGUCUGGAUCUGGCAGGCCGUCAUCCACCUGCUGCAGAUGGGACAGGUCUGGAGGUAUAUCCGAACCAUGUACCUGGGGAUCCAGAGCCAGAGGCGGAAGGAACACCAGCGGCGCUUCUACUGGGCUAUGAUGUACGAGUAUGCAGACGUAAACAUGCUGCGCCUCCUGGAGACUUUCCUGGAGAGCGCGCCCCAACUGGUGCUACAGCUCUGCAUAAUGAUCCAAAAGAACCGUGCAGAAACAUUACCAUGUGUGUCCUCUGUGGCGUCCCUGAUGUCCCUGGCUUGGGUGCUAGCCUCCUAUCACAAGCUUCUUCGGGACUCUAGGGAUGACAAGAAGAGUAUGAGCUACAGAGGGGCCCUCAUACAUCUCUUCUGGCGCCUCUUCACCAUCUCAUCCAGAGUUAUCUCUUUUGCCCUCUUUGCUUCCAUCUUCCAGCUCUACUUUGGGAUCUUUGUAGUGGUCCACUGGUGUGCCAUGGCUUUCUGGAUCAUCCAUGGUGGGACUGACUUCUGCAUGUCUAAGUGGGAGGAGAUCCUCUUCAACAUGGUGGUAGGGAUUGUGUACAUUUUCUGCUGGUUUAAUGUCAAGGAAGGGCGGACUCGAUACAGAAUGUUUGCAUAUUACACUGUAGUCUUGACAGAGAAUGCUGCCUUGACGCUCCUUUGGUAUUUUUACAGAGAUCCUACAACUACUGACUCAUAUGCCGUGCCAGCACUGUGUUGUGUCUUUCUUAGCUUUGCUGCUGGGAUAGCUUUGAUGCUCUUCUAUUAUGGUGUGCUGCAUCCCAUGGGGCCGAGAGCUAAGAUUUUUGCCAGCUCCUGUUGCGCCGAGCUGCUCUGGGGCAUUCCUUUGCCUCCUGAUGUUGAGCCCAUGGCUCCCGAAACCCCUGGGUACCGGGGGGCCCAGGCUACGCCUACCAGAGCGGUCACGGAGCAACAGGAGGAACUCACAGCUGACACUUGCUUGCCAGUUUUCCAGGUGAGAGCAAUGGUGCCAUCUACUCCAUCUGGGCGAGCCUACUACCCAGAAGGCCCUCUCAUUAAGAUUGACAUCCCAAGAAAGAGAUACCCUGCAUGGGAUGCCCAUUUUGUAGACAGGCGGUUAAGAAGAACUAUCAACAUUCUCCAGUACGUCACCCCCACAGCUGUAGGUAUUAGGUAUAGAGACGGACCUCUCUUGUAUGAGUUGCUACAAUAUGAGUCUUCACUUUAGAGCUCCUUUAAAAAAAAUAAAAGAGGGGAUCUUAUUUUUGUUUAUGGUAAACACAGAUCAUGAAACAAACACACACCUUCAGAUAAGCUUUCUUUCUGGCUGCUGUAUGUAUAAAAAAAAAGAUAAUCUCUAUGUUUUGUAAGUAAAAACAAAAAGAAAAACUUUUCUUUUGUUUUUUACACACAAGAAACAGUAUUUCAACUUCCACACCUAUGAUCCACAGGUGGAGAAGAGGCGUCUCCACGUCAGAGUUUUAUACCUUACACCAAGUGUAGAACAUUAUAUAUGGGAUUGGUGCUGAUUGAAAAAUAAAAACAAACAAACAAACAAACCUACAACUGCCUUAUGCCCUUAGGUGCUGAGUUUCAUUAAGUACUGUCACCUUUCUCAUGCAAAACUCUUGGGUGAUUUUAUGCCAGGAAAAAUAAAAAAACCUAAAUACAAAACUUAAAAAAAAAAAAAGAAAAAAAAACGAAACGAGAAAAGAACAACAAAAAAGAAACCUACAAAAGGUAUUGCUGCUCUUAUUGGAUAUAGGUGAACAAGAAAAACAUCUAAAGAUGAGAAAGCAAAGCAGAAAAGCCCGAAAAGAGUUUGAAUCUCAAAUGGUUGAAAGAGAAGAUCAGGGCUGUAACACAAUUUGGCAACAUGUUUAUAACAUAGCUUGGUCCCACCCAUGCGGGCCAGACCAAACCAUGUUAUAAAUGUAAUCCCCUGAUAAAAUUGUUUCCUUAGUGUAAAUGGGCCAUAUGUGAUGGUCAGCUGUACUCAGUUUGCACCAAAUUCACAAAAUAAUACCGUACCUGAUCUCACUCAUCACAGUUUUAUACAGUGUAACUCUACUGAUUUCAGUGGACUUACUCCUGAUUCGCCCUGAUGUGAGUGAGCCCAGAAAAAAGCCUUCCAUCUUGAUUUCUGGAAAAUAACGAAUCUGCGUUCUUUAAAUUAUACACCAAAAAUAUAAUACUAAAGUAGAUUUACAUAUAUCUAAUAAAAUAUUUCAGUAAUAAUAAAACUCAGCAUAGUAGCAAAAAGAAAGUCAAUUUAAAGGCACAAUACUUGAUCGGUGACUGGCAAAAUAAUUUGGCCUAUUGUAUCAUUUUAAGGCUGUGCAAAGGCGUACAUGUAUUAUUUGUAAUAUUGUGUAAGGCCUGAUAUAUCUCAUUCAGCGUGAGCCUUAAAGUGAUUGUAAAGCAUUCUUUGUUUUGUUUUUUUGUUUUUUUUUAAAGGAAAACAAAAAGAAAAUUAGGAUAAAAUCUUCAAACAGUAAUAACCUGUAACUGACGCUUUUCUAAAGAUGA